This is a messenger RNA of Panthera uncia (snow leopard), 6874 nucleotides long. RefSeq names its product zinc finger RANBP2-type containing 2 (gene ZRANB2). Gene Ontology annotation, biological process: RNA processing. The transcript has 10 exons. The record is from RefSeq and is a predicted model, not a curated record. The coding region runs from base 71 to 1063 and encodes 330 amino acids. Gene Ontology annotation, molecular function: RNA binding; lipopolysaccharide binding. Lineage: Eukaryota; Metazoa; Chordata; Mammalia; Carnivora; Felidae.
GCCGAAAGUCCCCUGCCCGCUUCCUCCUGCGAAGACGUAGCUGCGGGUGGCUGUGGUGGCGGCGUCCAAGAUGUCGACUAAGAAUUUCCGAGUCAGUGACGGUGACUGGAUUUGCCCUGACAAAAAAUGUGGAAAUGUAAACUUUGCUAGAAGAACCAGCUGUAAUAGAUGUGGUCGGGAGAAAACAACUGAGGCUAAGAUGAUGAAAGCUGGGGGUACUGAAAUAGGAAAGACACUUGCAGAAAAGAGCCGGGGCCUUUUUAGUGCUAAUGACUGGCAGUGCAAAACGUGCAGUAACGUGAAUUGGGCCAGAAGAUCAGAGUGUAACAUGUGUAAUACUCCAAAGUAUGCUAAGUUAGAAGAAAGAACAGGUUAUGGUGGUGGUUUUAAUGAAAGAGAAAAUGUUGAAUAUAUAGAAAGAGAAGAAUCUGAUGGUGAAUAUGAUGAGUUUGGACGUAAAAAGAAAAAAUACAGGGGGAAGGCAGUUGGUCCUGCAUCUAUUUUAAAGGAAGUUGAAGAUAAAGAAUCUGAGGGAGAAGAAGAGGAUGAGGAUGAAGAUCUUUCUAAAUAUAAAUUAGAUGAGGAUGAGGAUGAAGAUGAUGCUGAUCUCUCAAAGUAUAAUCUUGAUGCCAGUGAAGAAGAAGAUAGUAAUAAAAAGAAAUCUAACAGACGAAGUCGCUCAAAGUCUCGAUCUUCACAUUCACGAUCUUCAUCACGCUCAUCCUCCCCCUCAAGUUCAAGGUCUAGGUCCAGGUCCCGUUCAAGAAGCUCUUCCAGUUCGCAGUCAAGAUCUCGUUCCAGUUCCAGAGAACGUUCGAGAUCUCGUGGGUCGAAAUCAAGAUCCAGCUCCAGGUCCCACAGGGGCUCUUCUUCCCCACGAAAAAGAUCUUAUUCAAGUUCAUCAUCUUCUCCUGAGAGGAACAGAAAGAGAAGUCGUUCUAGAUCUUCUUCACCUGGUGAUCGCAAAAAAAGACGAACAAGAUCACGGUCACCCGAAAGGCACCACAGGUCAUCUUCUGGAUCAUCCCAUUCUGGUUCCCGUUCAAGUUCAAAAAAGAAAUAAUGUAUUAAAAUUUACAUCUAAAAAAAAAAAAACAGUACAGUGCAUGAAGCAUAUUUUUUAAGGAGUUGGUGUCUUACUUGGUCAGAAGUGCUAAAACUGCUAGUAGAGGUGCAUGCCUUUCAUUGCUUUUCACAACAAUACAGCUGUGUUUAUUUGUGAAAUUAAAAGUAAAUAGUAUUUUAAGCCAUAAUGUCCUAAAAUAGAUACUCUAUUUAUCAUUCAUUAUUUACAACUAUUUCAUUUAAAACCAUUUCAGCUGUGACAGAGUACUUUGUUUCCUAAUUUGAACUCUAAUUUUUCCAUUUCGGAAUAUGAACUGUCUAUUGACUGAAGACAGGAUAACCUAGGCUUGCCUGAACUUUGGGCAUGGAGGCAAGACUGUGGUAAAGUAGUUGGAAACAAUCUGUUUAUGUUAAUUGGGAAAAGGAGUCAACCUGUUCCUAUGAAUCUAUGUCAAAGGGAUUCCUAUCACAAAAAGUAAAACUAGUUGAAAACAGCCAACCGGAAACUUUCUCAUUUUGAAAUUCCCUAUGCUGAGGGUGCCUUAGAAUCUUUGUCUCUCUUUUAUCCAGUUUUACUUUUUUGUACCACCACAUUUAAUGAAGAAAAAAAAUCUUGUGAAUUGCAGAAGGAAAGGGGUGUUAUUCAUUUUCCCUUUCCUGACAAUAAUUUUGAGCAAAAAUGUCAAACAGGUUCCUCUCUUUACUGAUAUUGAUGAGAAAAACAUCCGUUUCAAAAUGUUUUUAUCUUAAUAUUUUAAGAAGCUUCAUGUGAUAUCUUUUAAAAACCCGGUUAUCACAUAUGGUAGUAUCGAUAAAGUUAAGUCGUAGUUAAUGAGGAACAAAUUGAAGUAUAUUUCUUUGGGUGAAAGAUCAGCAGAGAGAUUGUGAAUUUAAAUGAACAUUUAUUUGCCUUGAGAUGUUCAAACACUGCAUAAAAUUUUCUUCUGAGUAACAAAUGAAUGCUUAUUUCUGCAUGACAUGCAGAAAUACUUAUUGUUCCUAUUCACUUGAAAUUACUUAUGGCUUAAAAUACAGAGUUCGUUUUAUUUCUCAAAAUCUGGUCACUUGAGCUACAUUUUGUCCUCUGGUUUAAAAACAAAAAGGUUUCUUCUCUUAACAGUAUCUUCAGUGACAAUGCAAGGUAAGUAUGUUAAGGGAAAUCGACAAAUUGUGCUUGGGGACUUUUUGUCAUGGGGAUCAGUACCCACAUUUUGUUUUUGUUUUCCUUAAUUUUAAAUUAUUGUCUACUGCAAUUAAAAAUUUUAAAGUUUUAAGGUUAUCUAGUAGACAGACCAAACAAAAUUAUUUGUUUUUUACUUUAAAAUGAGUGAUUUUUCUCUUCAGCUGAUCUAAAGAUGAAAGCAAAAUAUCUUAUGUAGAAGUAUUUUGAUAAUAUUUUUACAAUGAACUUCCCCUUGUUUUUUUAUGUCUUAAUUUUCUUUGCUGCGUUUACUGUAGGUUGCACAAGAACUUUUACUCUCUUGUAUUGUGCCUCAGACUUCUUGAAAGUCCACCUUCUAAAUUUGCCCAGAUGAUCUUCUAGAGUCUACAUGUUACCAUUGGUUUAUUCUUGUGCUUUCUGUAUUUGAAACUUUGGCUGUACUAAGCAAAUGCAAGGUUAUAAAUUUAGCUGAUAGUUUACAGACAAUUCAGAUGAUUAUGAUUUCAUUUGGUUAAACUAAGCUGUACUAGUUCAUUUCAUGAAGAAAUGAUGCUGUAGACAAAUGUAAAUAAAGCUGUGAAUCAAGCAUCAAGUGGCAUUUGUGAGAAAUAAAUUAGAAUUUUUAAGCUCUGAGUUAAUCUUUAUUUUUAAGCAGAUCAGUCUUGUUACAUUUGAUUAUGCAUUGUAAAUUCUUUAUAUUCACUUAUCUUUCUGUAACAUCACGUUAUAUUUAGGAGUUCUUGGUUUAAAACAUUCCAAAGCUAUGAUCAGUUAUAGCCAUGGAUACUCGAAAUUCUUGUGACUUUUUUUAAUUGAGAAUACCCAAAUUGAAUGUUUCCUAUCAACAACAUCCCACACUUCAUUUCAUGUGGUAAAAUAACACUCCAUAGUGUGCUUCUUGAAUUCUUUGUAAGACUGUGACUUUAUAACACUCAGUAACUUUUAAUUAGUAAGUUUUCUUAAGUUCUCAUUUAGAAUCCUUUCAUUUAAAUAAUAUGUGCAUGGUAUCUGGUAAUGUUUACCUUCAGGGCAAGCUCUAAAAUGUAAGAAAAACCAUCUCUUGGUGCAAUUAUAAAGGUAAAAAAGUCUUUGUUUCACAUCUCAUCUUUUGUAUUCUGGCAUCCACAGCCAUUGUUGUAGAUAGAUAUUGAUAAGAAGGCAGGGAAUUUCUCCACUCAGCCCUGUUUUUUGAUACAGUCCUGAGAUGUUUUCACAUUACCUUUUAGCAUUCCUGAACUCGAAAUUUUAUUAUUUCUGGAAAAUAGAGUGGAUGGUUUCAGUUAAGACAGUUUAGGGUAUGUAAUAAAUGUACAGGCAUUAUAUGAUUCUUCCUGCCACUUUUAGACAUGGUUGUGUAUCUUGUAUUUUACAAAAAGGAAGGUUACAACUUAAGGACAUUUAAAACUUGCCCAUGGGAACCGCAGAAGUUGCUAAAUAGGAAUUUACUUUCAAGUCUGAUGGCAAAUUUCAGUAUUCUCUCUCAUAACCAAAGCCAAAAUGGUUAGAUGUUUUUUAAUCUAGUGAUGUGGUAAGAUGGUAUUAAUUUCAGUCAUUAUUUGUAGGUAGGCAGAUCAGAUAGACACCAAUUUUAUAACUAGAUUUACAGAAAAGCUGCAGAAAUUGUACAAUUCCAAUAUACCCCCACCCAGUUUUCACCAUCAUUAACACAUUACCACACACUUUUGACAAAACUAAGAAACCAAUAUUGAAUUAUUACUAUUAAUUACAAUCCAGAUUUCAUGUGAAUUUCACCAUUUCCCAUUACUCUGUUUAGGAUUCAGUCCAGGGUACCACAAUGCACUUAGUUGUCCUAUCUCUGCAGUCACCUGUGGUUUGACAGCUUUUCAUUCUAACUUGACAGUCUUGAGGAGUAUUGGCUGGAUGUCCUGGUGAAUAUUCCCCUAUUCUAAAUUAGUCUGGUUUUUUUCUUGUGAUUAGAAUGGGGGAGUUGGAAAGAAUAUCAGGGAAAGUUACUUUCUCAUCAAAUAUCUGGUACAUAAUAUCCAGAUUUGCCCAAAUUCAUCAUUGUAGUUAGUAUUUUUCCCUUACCUACUCCAUCCUUUGGAAGCAAGUUACCAGGUACAGCCCACCUUCAGAGUAGGGAUCAGGGAACUGAACUCCACAUCCUGUUGGGGAGGGCUGUCCUCUCACUUGGAAUUUGUUUGUAAAAAAAAAACACCUCAUUUAUAUUUGUAUGGAUUCAUGCAUAUUUCUUUUAUACUUUAGGUCAUAGGCUAAUGCUAUGUUAUUUUAUUGCUCAAAUUGUUCCAAGCUUUGGCCUUGGGAAGUUCUUUGAGACUGGGUUUUUGUUGGUAUGCUUCCAUUCUCCAAUAGAACAGAAAGUAAAUGAUGGAGGAGGGAGGGAAGAAGUGUUGGAAAGGUAUCAUCAAAUAGGUGAGGGGAUGGGAUCUAGAUCCAUCAUGGUGGGGUGAGGGUGGGAGGACUUGACCUUAAAAAAGAGUUUUGACAAUUAUAGUAUCAGGAGGGAUGGAUCCAGGUAGCAUUAAGGCAAAUUUGUAGUCAUUGAGAGUGACUAGUAAACAGUAUGGUUUCUUUUCAUAACAUUUGCACACAUUUGUAAAAAACAUUUAUAAUAAGUAAUAGUUCUUAAAUGUAUGUAUUUAGCAAAAUAAAAGGUACUAGUGUAAGAAAAAUAUUUACAAUAACUAGGUAAAUUCCUAAGUAAUUGAAUGAUUAAAAUAUAUCUAGGAAGCUUAUGAGGAAAGUUACAUAGUAUUCAAGGAUGUAAAAAUACCUGGGUUUGAAGCUAAAAGGAUAUAGGACAGCCGUUUUCCCAUUACCUUAAUUUAGUGGGGGAGUACUUAUAAAAUAUUUUAUGGUAGAAAUAAAGUGAUAAAAAUGGGAAGACUCAGUCUUGCCUGGAUGAAAGCAAAAUGCUUUACAGGAAUUGACUUCAGUAGUCCUGAAGGAAGGAGAUGGUUUGUAGAUGAAUGUGAGCUAAAUGGUGAAGGCUCAAGUUUUGAUCAUGUUUUUAGAGGACCAAAAGUAACCAUGGCUGUGAGAAACCUUGGAGAGAAGGAACCUCUUGAUCUGUCAGGAUUAAACUGGACCACAUUGAACAUUGACUGAAAACAGUGAGUUACAGUGAUAUACUGAGAGCAAGGAUUUUGUAUUUACCCCCAAAGAUGAAACAGUCAUAGCCUAUUAUCAACCUCAUCACAAAGGCUGGGUAUCUCCCACCUGGAUGUAAUAGGAAGUAAAGUUGAAUGGGUGUGAUCCAGGGGUAGAAUUGACAAUGAGAUUUGAUGUUUAUCUUCUGGAGUGAAACUUCCUGAUUUGAAUUUUUACUUUAUGGUAGCUGUAUCACCCUGGGAAUGUUCAUUGUGCCUGGUACAUGAGUACACAGCGAAUACUGGCAUUUGUGAGUCUGGUAAGCCAAUUAGGUAGCAAAUAAGUAGCAAACUGUUUCCUCUGCAUUUGAAAGAUUUGAUGUCUUAUAUGAGCAAAAGUGGAAAGAAAAGGAAAUGUCGGGAUUUAUAAGGAAUUUACAUGUAAAAAAUCUUGUUCAAGGAUUACAAAGACUGAUAUUUAACACAUUGAAAAUUUUAGGCACACCAUUGGACUUUUGUCAUUAGUGCCAUUUUGAUUGCAUCUGCUGGGACUUUUUGAAUCAAUAUGAUCUCUUCAUUUUAAGAUCCCUAAUUUUUUUUCAUCAUUGGAUGAGUUAGCACAGACCUUUUAGAGGGUAAUUUGUCAGUAUCAAUAUUUAGAAUAUAGCCAAAGAAUUGUGUUAUUCAGUUAUUUACAUAUGUUGAUUGAGUCUGCUGCAUGCCUGACAGUGAACUAACUAGUUAAUGACUAGAUGGUAAAACAGCAAGGUAUUCUAGUGAAUCUAUCAAAACUAAGAAAACAGAAUAAUUACAAAUUUUGAUGAGUACCAUAAAGUAAAUGAGUGGUGGGUAGAAGACCUAAAGGUCAGAGAGAAUUGGGAGAAUCAUUCCUGAAAGAUCUAUACCAGAGUUGCUAAGUCUGUGCUAAGAUGAUAACCUUAAGGCUGGUGUAAGGCAUAAUGAGUAAAAAAAUGAAGUGGUAGAGGUAGACACUCUUAUCAUGCAAAGCCGCUAGGCCAUAGAAAAUAAUUUAAAUAGAUUCUACAAACGGUUGGGAAAUACUGAAAGGUUUGAAAUAGUCCUAGUUAGCUUUAAGCAAAUUUGGCUACUUCUUGGAGAACGGAUUAGAAAGACCUACUUUAUGGGAAAAGAAUAGAAGGCUUGCUUAAGCAGAUUACAGCAUUUGUGUAAUCAGUGUAGUCCUAAAUUUGGAGUUAUGUGAGUAAUGUAUUGGGCUUAGAACAUGGAAGUAAGAUUACAACAUUAACACAAAAGGAAGACGGUAAGUGAUUUAUUUAUUUUUUUAUAUUAGACUGUGCAUGCACAUGAGUAGGGGAGGGGCAGAAAGAGAGGGAGGGAAUCCUAAGCAGGCCCUGUGCUAUCAGUGGGGAGCUUAAUCUGCAUUUUGAUCUCUUGAGUUAAAAUCAAAAGCGGGAUGCUUAACUGAACCAUCCAGGUGCCCCCAAGAAGGUAAGUGAUUCAUUCCUCAAGAAAUAGUAAAAGUACUAAUUUAAGGUAAACUUUCACAGUCAAGAAAGCAUUUCAAUUUCCACAAUAACCCCAAAAGGUACAAGAA